GUGGUGGUCAGACGGCAACCUUCAGCUAACCGGUUUCCCCAACACUGAUAAGCGGAUAAAUAAUGGAAGGGCGGCAACGGCCUGCAACAGUUGCGGGACCCACCAACUUCAAAACCAUCGAUCCAAACCCUUGGUUUUACCGUUAUACAUAUUAGGCAACUCCAAUAAGAAGAGAGACGAAAAAUGUUCUCUUCCCAACAAUGACUCUCUUCUCCAAAUUCCUCUCUUUUCUACUCUUUCUAAUCACCGCCCAUUUCUCGUUCUCACAUGCUGAUACAAAUUCCACCCUCUUGAGCUGCUCCACCAAAUGUGGGUCCGUUGAGAUCACCUACCCGUUCGGAAUCGGCCAUGGCUGUUAUCUCCCUGGCUUCGAAGUCAUCUGCAACCAAAGCAUUCCAUUCUUAUCCCAAUCCAACAAUAUCCAACUACUUGAGAUCUUGGAAGGUCAUGUACGUAUCAAUUCAAGCAUAUACAUUGCCAAGUUCUGUACAUACAUUAACAUGGGGGAUGCAGAAUACGUGUCUAUCGAACUAGGUGAAGAAAGCCCGUUUACGGUCUCAGUCACCUCUAACACAUUCUUCGCCAUCGGAUGCAAUGUGGCCGGAAUCAUGACUGACAACAAGACGACACUUACCGAAUGCGUCUCUCAGUGCUUCCCGGAGGAACCCAUCGACAACGGUUCUUGCACUGGGAAAGGAUGUUGCCAAACUUCCAUUCCGUCAGUUAAAGAACGCCUCAUGAUCUAUGUUGGCGUGGCAUUUCCUCAAGGGUAUUCUAAGGGGAGCGGGAUUAGUUCCAGGCGAUGUAUUUACGGAUUCAUUGUCGAAGAUGGGACCUUCAGUUUCAAGGAAUCGGAUCUUAAUGAGUUCAAUGCGACGGCGGAUAUGGCGAUGAAGCUUGACUGGGCCAUAGGUGAAAUGGGCUGUGAUGAGGUAGCAAAAAAGAAAAAGGAUGUGUAUGCUUGUGGAGAGAGAAGCAUCUGUGUUGACUCCAAUAGAGGGUCUGGAUAUCUAUGCCAAUGUCCUGAUGGCUUCAGUGGGAACCCUUAUCUCAACGGCUCUCAAGGAUGCCAAGACAUCAACGAGUGCUUGAAUUCAUCACGUUGCGUGCCCGGAGCUGUCUGUGUGAACAAAGUUCCUGGUUACAAAUGCAAGUGUCCGAAAGGGAGCUCGGGGGAUGGUUUCAUCGAUGGAAGUGGAUGCACAAAGAGCUUCCCCGUCAUCAGAGUCGUCUUAGGUGUUGGUUUAAGCAUCUUGAUUUUCCUCGUGGGUGGUUCAUGGCUGUACUGGGCACUAAAGAAAAGAAGACUCAUCAAUCUCAGAGAGAAAUUCUUCCGAGAAAAUGGCGGACUCUUAUUACAAUCUCAAAUAUCUUCUCGCGAUGGUAGCAGAAAGGAGUCUACCAGGAUCUUCACUUCAGAAGAGCUUGACAAGGCAACAAACAACUAUGAUGACAGCCGGAUCCUUGGCAAGGGAGGACAUGGCACCGUCUAUAAGGGAAUUCUGGAAGAUGGUAGAGUAGUUGCCAUUAAGAAAUCCAAAUUAGUCGAUAAAAGGCAAAUCCAACAAUUCAUAAAUGAAGUAGUUAUCUUGACUCAAAUCAACCACCGAAAUGUCGUGAAGCUCUUGGGCUGUUGUUUAGAGACUCAAGUUCCAUUGCUGGUCUACGAGUAUGUCUCCAAUGGCACCUUACAUUGCCACAUCCAUGCUAAUGAUAUCUACGCCAGACGAAUCUCAUGGGAGGAUCGCUUAAGGAUCGCUACUGAAAUUGCAGAAGCUCUGGCCUACUUACACUCUUCUGCUUCGAUUCCCAUCUUCCAUAGAGAUGUGAAGUCUUCCAACAUACUGUUGGAUGAGAAGUACACUGCCAAAGUGUGCGAUUUCGGAAUUUCAAGGCUUGUUGAGUUGGAUCAAAAUGAGAUAACUACAUUGGUGCAGGGGACAUUGGGGUACUUGGAUCCAGAAUACUUCCAGACGAGCCAACUAACUGCAAAGAGCGAUGUCUAUAGCUUUGGGGUGGUUCUAGUCGAGCUUCUGACGGGACAAAAGCCCGUCUCAUUUGAAAGAUCGGAAGAGGGUACUAAUCUCGCAAUGUAUUUUCUUUCCUCAAUGAGAACUAGAAAAUUAGCUGAUAUUUUAGAAGUUGAAAUACUUAGGGAGGAGAGGAUGGAUGAAGUUAAGGCGGUUGCAGAACUUGCAAUGAAAUGCUUGCAAUUGAAGGGCGAGAGAAGGCCGAUGAUGAAGGAAGUGGUUCAAGAACUUUCAUCACUCAAAGAUUUCCAUCCACAUACACAGGAAGAUACGAUGUGGUCGAUUGAUUACAAUGAAUCCAACGGAGAUUGGGAUACUGAUAGUGAAGUUUUUCCAUCGGAAAUGGGACGGUGAUUAGAUACUCGGUAUCGCUGUUGAUGCCAUUGUCUAACAUGUGAAAUUAUCAUAUUUUGUUAGUUCAAAAUUCGAACUUAUCAUUCAUUUGAAAAUUUUGUAGAAAUGUAAUUCCAAGAUAACUAUAAAAUUUGGUGGUUCUUGCUUAA
Magnolia sinica is the source of this 2533-nucleotide messenger RNA. Its product is annotated as wall-associated receptor kinase 2-like. The transcript is spliced from 3 exons. Bases 201 to 2384 code for a protein of 727 amino acids. Gene Ontology annotation, biological process: cell surface receptor signaling pathway; protein phosphorylation. Lineage: Eukaryota; Viridiplantae; Streptophyta; Magnoliopsida; Magnoliales; Magnoliaceae. Gene Ontology annotation, cellular component: plasma membrane. The record is from RefSeq and is a predicted model, not a curated record. Gene Ontology annotation, molecular function: ATP binding; calcium ion binding; polysaccharide binding.